AUGACCCGACCAGCAUCAGACGAGCAGCCGGUCGGCGGCGAUUGUCUGCUAGCGGAGGAGUUCGGGGUGACAGUGGAGAGGCCAGCGAACAGCAGCGGGCACUCGGGCGGGUGGAUAGGGUAUGGGCUGGAGCUGGGGCAGGUGCAGGGCGCGCAGGGGGAGCAGCGGGUGGAGCUGUGGCCGCAGCAGGUGGUGGAGUAUGAUGUGGUGGCCGCUAAAACCAAGUCGUGCCACUUUGUCUGCGUGCUGCCGUUCCAUUCAAAGACCAAGACGGUUACCCUUUUGAAGGAAUACGCACAGGGAGCGAAUGCACUGGUGUACACAGUGCCGUGUGGGGGCUACACGGACAACCACACGUCCCUGGAGGACUGCGCACGCAGAGAGCUGUCUGAAGAGGCGAAGCUGUGUGGGGGGCAGCUCAUCAAGCUCGUGGAUGACGACCACCCUGGCCUGCUCGAGGUCAAGUGGUGCAAGAACCGCUUCACUCCCUUCCUCGUCAUCGAUCCUCAG
Closterium sp. Yama58-4 is the source of this 510-nucleotide messenger RNA. NCBI's taxonomy places the organism in Eukaryota, Viridiplantae, Streptophyta, Zygnematophyceae, Desmidiales, Closteriaceae. The record is from the annotation of a GenBank genome assembly.